UCCCCGGGCCUGCCCCGGCUCGUCCUCUUCCAACCCCCAGCGGGGCGCGUGGUCGACUUGCGGGGAGCUCUACUGCUGCCCGGGAGUGGGCAGGGGUGCCCGGCGACGGGAUGGGGAGAGGGGGUACGGGGCAGGCCUGAGUCUGGGAGGAGGGCUGCGGGCCGGGGUCUCGGGGACCGAACGUUUCCCAGGUUUCCCGCGGGGAGAGCGGAGCGGUCUGGGUCCCCUCCGGUCCCGGAUCCCUGCCUCCAUCCCGGAGGACAAGCCCGUGGCGGCCAGGCUCUGCGGAGGUUGCUGCCUCCCCAGCCCUUUCUCACUUCUCGGACACGGGCGCUCGCGAUUUACUCGCUUUAUUGCUCCCUUUUCCCCUGCGAGCGCCCAGGGCAGCAGAGGGACCGACCGAUCUCCUCUAGAGCCCGCGACUCCCCUGCCCGCCCCACCCCACCGUCCCGGCCGAUCCGCCCGUGCGCUCGCGCGCUCGCUGGCUUUGCGGCGGGGCCGGAGCCCUCGCGUGGUGGGAACAACCAGUGGGCAGCGGAAAGCAAAGGCGGCCGGGCGGGGACGCUCGGUUUUCCGAGCCCCACUUUCCUUUCGCCGCCCACUGGGAUGUGUAGUUCUUCCUCUCGCCCACUGGCUCCGAGAGGAAAUACGAUUUGGGGACCAAAAAACUACAAAUCCCUGCAUCCCCCGCGACGAAAGCGGGAGAGGCGCGGUGCGGGGCGUUCUGGUGCUCGGAGACUGGAGAUGCGAACUAACAAAGGGAAUGGUUGGGGGCGGCUGUGGCCCCGGGCUGGGUACUUUACACGUUACACACGUUCUUUAUCUGAUCUUUGCUGCAACGCUGCGAGGCACUACUGUGUGCAGUUUAGAGAACGCUCUACUUGCCAGAGAUCUCAGAGUGCCCCUGUGGUGGAGAUGAGAUUGAACCCAGAGCCCUGAGAAUUUCCUUUUUAAAAAGCGCUGCCUCGGUAAGCCUUGUCAAAGGCAGAAAAGAACUGGGUGGGAUCAGUUGGAAAGAACUUCCUGCAGUAAGGGAAAAGUGGUAAGGAUGGCAAUUAUAGUGGGACAUGAAGUCAUAAGGAGUUAUGGAAAAAGUGGAAUUCACAAGGGUCCAUUCCAGAGCAGGUUAGGGGUAUGGGUCCUACGAUCAGAAUCGGGAUUCAGUGAUUUUAGGUUUUGUAUGAUCUAUGAGCGUAUGAUAGGAACAAUUAAGUACUUUGUGACUGCAGUAUUUAAAAAUGACAAAGACAACAACUAGCAAAGCUUAGACAUUUCAAGUGAAAGGUCUCAUAUGCUUACCUAUUCUUUAGCUCAUGGGAUCAAGGGGAUGUUAUUCUUACUCAAUGUAUAGAACAUACCUUUUCUCCCUGUGUCCAAUUAGUAUACUAGCUCCAUCAACUAUCUGGCUUUAAAAAGACUUCUAUCUUGGUUCUCAGUGAAGUCUUAGUUUUUCUGGUAUCACUGUUGUACUUUUAAAAAGUCCUUCUCUGUUAGAGACACUAAAGUAUUUGCAAGUGCUUUAAAAUACUCCAGCCCAUCCAUCUCCAAAACCAUGACCAUAUUGAUGAAACAAUACUGGCAACCUAUGGAAAAUUGUUACAUUGGGUGGUACAUGUGAAUUAGUAAUGUAUUGUUGCAAAUUAUCACAAAUUAAGAAACUCAAUAACAGUUUAAUAUCUCACACUUUUUAUGGAUCAGGUGUCCAGGGACGCAGGGUCCUCUGCUUCGGGUCUUAACCUACCAUCAAGGUGUUGACAAGGCUGUGUUUUAUCUGGGGGCUCAGCUAGGAAAGUGUCAGCUUCCUCACUCAGGGCCUGGCAGAUUUCAUUUCCUUGCAGCUGUAGGAUGGAAGACCCUGGCUUUUUCUGGCUGUCCACUGGAGACUGCUGUCAGCUCCUGGAGGGCGCCUGGAGUUCAUUGUCAUGUGCCCUUUCCUAACAUGGCCACUGACUUCAUCAAGCCAGCAUGGAGAGUCCCCAGACCUAGAAUCCAAAAAAGAUUUCAGAACUGCUAGCCCACACCACCAAGAAAAGCAAACCAACAAUCUAGAUUAAGUAAUUAUUUACAGCUCUUUCUUUUUUAUUUUAGAUAAAAUAAAUAAGUAAACAAAUAAAUAAAGAUGGGACAUCUUUGCAUUGUUUUUAACCUUAGGAGAAAGCAUCAAAUAUUUCAUUGAGAGGUUUCCUUCUAUUUCUGGUUUGAUGAGUUUAUACAUACA
This is a messenger RNA of Mustela erminea (ermine), 2218 nucleotides long. RefSeq lists its product as uncharacterized. NCBI's taxonomy places the organism in Eukaryota, Metazoa, Chordata, Mammalia, Carnivora, Mustelidae. The record is from RefSeq and is a predicted model, not a curated record.